Linum trigynum is the source of this 1527-nucleotide messenger RNA. Lineage: Eukaryota; Viridiplantae; Streptophyta; Magnoliopsida; Malpighiales; Linaceae. The record is from the annotation of a GenBank genome assembly.
UCUAUGGGUUGUGUGAGAAUUUCAGUGAGCUUUUAUACUCUAUAUUUCUUGACUGUAAAAUAAAAAAAAAACUAACCAAUAGCAUUUUAACAGGGACUUUAUUAGCAUUAUGAAAAUGGGGUCAAUGAUACAUUUUUAUAUUUUAUAUUCUUAAAUGAUUAUGAUAUUUCUUCGAAUGUUCGGCCUAUAUAUUAUUUCUUUAUGUAUUAUCUCGAUUGAAUGAUUAUCAAUAAGAUUAAACGGGUUAAUAGACUUAAAAAUAACAUAAAAAUACAAAUAAUCAAUAUGAGUAUUCUGGCCAAAGGGCCGGGUUAUAAGUUAGUUGUAAUAUUAAGCACGCUUUAACACACUAUUAGGUUGGGUCCAUUCUUUGGACCAGGUUCGUUGUAAACUUGUAACUUUUACCUAAGAAUCUAGCGCUCGGCGAGGGAGGAAGAAAUAGCUGUUGGCGGAAACGAGCAGUUGGUCGUCGUUGAACAGAGGGGAAAAGGCUUUUUGUCCUUCCCUUUCAUUUCCUCUUGUGCCUCCGCUUGCUACCCGAAAGAAAUGGCCGUCCAGGACCAAGAGGAGGCGGUUAACUACAAGAUUUCGCCGCCGAAUACAUAUGCAGCUGUUGUGCUUGGCGGCACCUUUGAUCGCCUCCACGAUGGUCACCGACUUUUCCUCAUGGCAGCAGCUGAGCUUGCAAGGGAAAGGGUUGUGGUAGGAGUUUGCGAUGGCCCUAUGCUUACCAACAAGCAGUUCGCUGACUUGAUACAGCCUGUGGAGGAAAGGAUGCAGAAUGUUGAGAACUAUAUUAAGUCCGUCAAGCCAGAACUCAUGGUGCAAGCUGAACCAAUAAUGGAUCCAUAUGGACCUUCGAUUGUUGUCGAAGAUUUGGAAGCGAUAGUGGUUAGCAAAGAGACAGUGCCAGGCGGUCUGGCAGUUAACAGGAAGAGAACUGAAAAGGGAUUUUCACAGCUAAAGGUUGAAGUCGUGGAACUUGUUUCUGAAGAAUCUAGUGGUGAAAAGCUGAGUUCCUCAACAUUGAGGCGCCUCGCUGCUGAGAAGUCAAAACUACCAGACAGCAUAAAAUAGAUAGAGAAGACCCUAAUCAGUCGUCCUAAAACUUUGCAAGCUGAUCCAUGUUCGCAUCAAUGGCCAUUGGCAGCGUUUUUUAGGGCUUCGGGCUUGGUGCUGCUCUGGCGACAUAACAUGAGCAAAGCCAUGUCGUCAUAACAUUGUGUUGAUAUCUACAGCUGUCUCCCCGCCUCCCCUAAAACUGCAAACCCUUUUUAGUUUAUGUUCAGGAUAAUGUCAAAUAAGUCGAGUGUUGUAAGUUGUAACACUGAUAACGUUGUUGGACUUGAGAGCGAAGUAGUUGUACUUGGUAGCUUUUGUAUUGCUUGGCUCGUUAAAUGGACAGUUCUGAAACAAAGAAUGGAUUUUUGGGUCUGGUGGAAUGUCAAUAUUUGGGUGGAAUCUUUUGGAUCUUUCCUUGUCAUGGGUUUUUUCUUUCUUUCUGAAAAAUAAAAUGCAAGAAUGAGG